Messenger RNA from Angiostrongylus costaricensis, 3582 nucleotides. Lineage: Eukaryota; Metazoa; Nematoda; Chromadorea; Rhabditida; Metastrongylidae. The record is from the annotation of a GenBank genome assembly.
AUGGAAAUCCUAGAGAAAACCGAUGUGCUGACAACACGAUACUUCCAAGAAGGUCGUCAUGUAGAAGAUAUUCUUGGCAUAAAGGAGGACGGAGAGGAGCGCGACAUAUGGUGUGUGAUCUUAAAAGCUUACUAUCCGCCAGAUUCCGUGCCGAAAUCGUCAGCUCGUGCUCGACUGGAAGCUUGGGUUGAUCCAUACAGUUGUAAUCCGCAGAAAGCAGCGUUUAAGAUCGCUACUUCUUUGCAAAAGAGCUAUGAAAGGUGGCAGCCACGCGCCAGGUAUAAGUCAGUAACUGAUCCGACUGGUGAUGACGUGCGGAAACUCUGUCAAAGCAUGCGACGAAAUGCGAAGGACGAACGUGUUCUGUUUCAUUACAACGGUCAUGGUGUUCCACGGCCUACACAGAAUGGGGAGAUUUGGGUGUUCAACAAGAAUUUUACCCAGUACAUCCCCUUGUCGUUGUUCGACCUGCAGUUGUGCAUGGAAUUUCCAUCCAUAUAUGUUUGGGACUGCUCAUCAGCAGAAACCAUCGUCAACUGGUUUAUGCGGUUUGCCAAAGAUCACGAAGAUUCUCUGAACUACUCAUACAUUUUCCAGGAUUGUAUUCAACUUGCGGCAUGUCGUGAAGAUGAACGUCUGCCAAUGAAUCCCGAACUUCCUGCUGAUUUAUUUACAUCAUGUUUAACUACUCCCAUACAUACAAGCAUUCUUUGGUACUUGAUAAAGAAUGGCAGGAAAAAUCAAUUUCCACCAAAUUUGCUUGACGAGAUUCCUGGUCAGUUGAAUGAUCGAAGAACUAUUCUUGGAGAAUUAAACUGGAUUUUCACUGCUAUAACAGAUACUAUAGCGUGGAACGCUUUGCCAAGGGAUGAUUUUCAACGUUUAUUCAGACAAGAUCUCUUGCUAGCCUCUUUAUUUCGGAGCUUUCUUCUUGCUGAGCGAGUAAUGUCUGGAAACGGAUGUACCUUAAUCGACUUGUCGGGUAUUAUUGGUGACGGUCAAGAUGUCCCUCAUAAUUGGUUCUUUAUUGAACAAUUGAAGGCAUUUGAGGGAGAGCUAAAGUUUUCUGUUAUCAUUAACGUAUUGAAGGUUUGGCUUGAAUACGGAGUUAACAAACAAUCAUCACCUGAACAACUUCCUAUUGUUCUUCAGGUUCUGCUAAGUCAAGCUCAUCGACAGCGCGCUCUUGAACUGCUUGCACGUUUCCUGGAUCUUGGGCAAUGGGCCGUUGGCUAUUCACUUUCAGUCGGUAUUUUUCCUUACAUGCUCAAGUUACUGCAGAGCACAUCAAGGGAACUUCGAACGUGGCUUGCUUUCAUAUGGGCUAAGAUUCUGGCUGUUGAUCCAAGCGUACAAUUGGAAUUGUUUAAAGAGAACGGUGAUGAACCUACUCGUUUCGAACCUACAAACCGUUCCAAACCUGUCCAAUUAAGUUUAAAUACGACCUUUUCAAGGUAUCAUUUCUUCGUAGCCAUCUUGAAUGAUCCAGACACACUUCCACGACAGAAAAUCGUCGUUGCUUUUGUACUAGCAUCUUUGUUUCACAACAACUACAGAAUAGCACAAGAGAAUUUAACGAAGAAAGGCUAUGUUAAUCUAUGUACUGAAUUACUAAGCGAAAAUCAAGCAAAAGACUGCCGCCUCCUGAAAUUGUGGAUAUUAAUUGGAUUAGGCCGCCUUUGGGCUGAUUACGACCCUGCCAGAUGGCAAGCUGUUCGCCUGGUUGCUUACGCAAAGGUACCCGUUCUGAAAGAGCUUGAUGACAAUGCUCCUGAAGUCCGUGCUGCUGCUGUCUACGCCUUAGGUUGUUUAGUAAAAAAUCGCUCGGAGACUAACGAACAUGCAGCGACGAUAGAUCAGGAAAUAUGUGACGAACUUUGUUUUAAAUGUACAAAGGAUGGAUCGGUUCUUGUACGUGAGGAGCUCUUGAUUGCCCUUCAGUGGUAUAUAAUUGAUUUCGAGCAACGUUUCGCGAAGAUUUUCUGGGACUUAUCGGAGACACUGGAUAUUGUGAUAAUUGCCGAUGCAAACGAGGACCAAUUUGAGCACAAUGUUGUUGACAUUGCAGCUACGUUAGGAGACAGUGAUGCAACUGGUUCGUCGUACUUUCAAACAUUGAAUGGGCGAAAGUCAUUUGUACAUAAAAAACGACAGCGACCUGGUGAAUCUGUCGUUGGUGUCGAAGAGAUUCCAAAAGUCGAGACACCAUUUCCAUUUGGAGGGGCGUCUUUUGAUGAAGUUACUGUGACGGACAGUUCGUCGAAAUCAAUGAAAAGUAGUGACAAUGAAGGAGGUGGAGUAAGGUUUAUGAUUGGUAGCCCUGUGACGGCAGGCACUUCUGUAUUACCAUCGGAAGGAAAUGUGAAUCUAAAUAUGUUAUCUCCGUGUAAUGACGCUGAUUUUGGAACACCUAAUGGAGAUUUUAAUCAUCAUUCCUCUGUAACGAAACCAAGCUCCUCGACUCUUCAGCGUCCGUCAAAACAAGUACAACAGCGGAAAUUAUCAAUGCCUUCACAUUUUCCACUUACGCCUAGAGGUUCAGAGUCACGCUCACAACUUACUGAUAUGUUGAAGCAAUCGUUUACUCCGAAGAGAGGGACGACGGCACGUGGCCAGUUUUCUAUGGGCACGCCCUUGGAAAGCUCCGUAGAACCCAUGCUUGGUUCAGAGUUUGUUCCAUGGUGCAGUCGCAUAUUUGUGCAACCAAUUCUAGAUCUCAUUCAUUCUAAAGAAGAAGUGGAGGACUUCACCGAUCGUGCGCUGACGUUGGUGAAUCCGACGGACUGGACAAUUUUUGUCGAACAAGGACAAAAACAACAAGCGCAUACCGAAUUUGAAGUUUUUAAAGACAAAACAACUUCAGUGAUAGUCAUAAACGAGAUGUCUCACGAAAUGUUGCUGUGCGGAUCGGCUACCGGUAUUGUAAGAGUGUGGGAUCUUUCGUACAAUAUUCACUCGCACGAAAUAGAAGAUAUACCUCAACUCGUCACUGCAUCAAAUCCACUAUGCGAUCAGUCACGAUUACCGAUUACGAACUAUUCCGGUCCAGUUACCUUAUAUGACUGGAGUCAAGACACAGGUCGCUUAGUUUGUGGUGGCAAUGUGCGUGUAAUACGAGUUUGGGAUGCCCACUACGAGAGAACUUCUCAGGAUAUUGCAGUAGCUGUAAGGAAAGGUGCAGUAUCAGCGCUUUCUGGUGAACUCGACCACAAUGAUCUCAUUGCGGCUGGUUAUCGUGAUGGUGUACUGAACAUCCAUGAUAUUCGCGUUUCUGGUAAAGAGUCCCCAGUCAUGUCAUUUCACGACUUAGCAGCACGCAUAGUAGGAGUUGCGAUCCGAGUAAACACCAAGGGUACCGCCAUUGUUACAGCUGCUGAUGAAACCGGAAGUGUCUGCGUUUGGGAACCGAGAAUGUUCAAGGUUCCUGUCGUUGAAAUGGAAUCGGACCAUAGGGCCCGUGAAGAUUUGAAAAACCUUAUUGUCCAUAAGAAUGCUGAGGUGAUUCGUUUGAUUCCUUCAAACAAUGGAGCACUGCAAAUGGUUUUAUUCAGAUGUUCGGUUGCGUUUACAACUACGAAGUGA